UAUUAGGACACUACCAGGUGUUUGCAUGUCUCUCUCUCUCUCUCUUUCUCUCUUGCGUCUGUUGCUAACUUCAGUGCUCUUCUUUCUCUUUGUGCGCGCAGUAUAUCAGAUCGAUAGGCUGCGCAGCGCGUUUACAGCUGAUCAAACAGAUCUCUGCUCUGCGCUCUCCAGCUCACAUCACCUGCUGCCUGCAUGCUGUCGCAAGCACUUCCUCUGACACAGUUGGGCCUACAAUGCAGUAGUCUGUCAAGCCAGGACCUCGCUUGAAUUCUUCAGAAUGAGCUCCUCCCCUGGUCCGGCCCCUGUGUCAGCCUCCCCUGCCCUGGACUCCGGCAAGGCCAAUCGAGGGGACUCGCCUAACACCUUACCCCAUCUGUACUCGUCCCAGCUCGGCAUGGACAGCCAGACCAUCUGCAUUCCAUCUCCAUAUGUGGAAGCCUGUCAGGAUUAUUCACCACGGCACGGGGAAGAGAUCAGCCACGGAGCCUUAACGCUCUACAGCCCCGUGUCCUCCACAGUGCUGGGGUACACUCAUCCCCCAGUGUCCGAAAGCCUGGUCCCUUUAAGUUCGACAAUCUUCUGGCCUCCCCACACCACACACUCUGCGCUGUCUCUGCACUGCCCGCCUCCACUGGCCUACAGCGAAACACACGCACACACCACCUGGGAGGACGCCAAGACACACACGAUUAACCAGGGCAGUUCUGUCCUUACUCAUGCAAAGCUGUUAGGGCAGCAACUGGACGGUGAUGAUGGCUUGAAUCCUUCACCAGGCAUUUUGGGUAAAGGAGACACACACUUCUGUGCGGUGUGUCAUGACUACGCCUCUGGGUAUCACUAUGGUGUCUGGUCAUGUGAGGGGUGCAAAGCUUUCUUCAAACGGAGCAUUCAAGGUAAUAUUGGUCAAGUUUUUAUAAGCAGAUUUUUUCAUGAAUCCUCAAACACUCUACUUGUUCUGUGCGUGGAUUUCUUUGUGUAUGCCAGGAUAAAAAUCAUUUUGUGUGAGUGUAUGUGCAUGCACUUCCAGCAUUUGAAGGGCAAGCAGCUGUGUAAGAGUGUUUUUCCGGAAGACAUUUGUGUGUUUGUUACUCCUCUCGAAGGUUUUGUGGAGCUGACUUUGUCAGAUCAGGUGCAUCUGUUGGAAUGCUGCUGGCUGGAUAUAUUGAUGUUGGGACUGAUGUGGAGAUCCGUGGAUCAUCCCGGAAAACUCAUCUUCUCACCUGACCUCAAACUCAACAGGGAUGAAGGGACCUGUGUUGAAGGCAUCAUGGAGAUCUUUGACAUGCUGCUGGCCACCACCUCCAGAUUCAGAGAACUGAAGCUUCAGAGAGAGGAAUACGUCUGCCUCAAAGCCAUGAUCCUUCUCAAUUCCAAUAACUGUUCAAGCUUGCCACAGACUCCUGAAGAUGUGGAGAGCCGUGGCAAGGUUCUGAGGCUGCUGGACUCUGUGACUGACGCUCUAGUUUGGACCAUCUCCAGAACAGGAUUGUCCUCACAGCAACAGUCCAUCCGGCUCGCCCAUCUGCUAAUGCUGCUCUCACAUAUUCGACACCUCAGCAACAAAGGCAUCGAGCAUCUGUCAACCAUGAAGAGAAAAAACGUGGUGCUGCUGUAUGAUCUUCUGCUAGAGAUGCUGGAUGCCAACACAUCCCAGAGCAGCCGGAUGCUAGCGGCUCACACAAAAGCCUCUCUCCGGUCGGACACACAACAGACCACAGAGAUCCUCCUCACAUCCAGACAGCAGCCUGCGCUGAAAGAGAGCAACCAGGAGACCCGGCACAGUCCACAAGCUGAAGAGACAGUGGAUAAGACAUUACGUUCUAGUCUGCCUCGAGUGGACAUGGACACAGACUGACAGUAUCCCUUCUGUGGGGUAAAAAUCUCCCUGGAUGCAGCAUUGGAUAUGAAUCCAAUUUCCAAGCCGCUUGUCCAAUGUAGGGUCUUGGGGGAUUCAAACCAGACCUGGAAAAAAAUCUUAGAUGACCAACAACAACCUGAACCAAACAGGGCUUUCAAAUGGCGCUUCAACACAAUGCAGUUUGAACUGUUGUUUUCCUAUUAUGCCAUAAUGUCAACCUGAAGAGGAAUCCUUCUUAUUCAAACCAAUCAUGUUUUCAGUAUUCAAGAAAUCACAAAUGGAAUCCUUUUAAUGUGGUGUGUAAUUUCUGUGGUAAACAGUAGCAAGAAACUGUUUUAAACAACAUUCGAACACUCCCCCGUCUGCCAUUUCUCAGCUAGCACCACCCCUAAAUCACGCAAUUGGUUGAGCCAGUGCAAACCAUCAAACAGAUUGCCGAAAUUACACGCUGCACAUUUAAAUAUUUGGUUUGCCAUCCAAGAUGUCAGAGAACCUCUGACUUAACAAACAUGACUGUUUCUCUGAAGACUGGCUGAGCUAAAUGAAACGAACACUUCUAAUAUUUUAUGCAUUUUGUACUCUUGUGUCUGUGUAUUUGUGACAUGUGUGCUGUUAUUUGCUGUUCUGUGUUGCUUCUCGUGGUUUAUAAAGUACUUGUCACUGACAGUAAAUGUAACGCUUUUAAAAACAUCUGGGAAUGCUGACGCCUCUUUCAGAUGUUUUCUUAAAGCCUGGCUUAAGAUGCACAAUCAACACUUGAAAAGUGUAUCAAAUUAUAUUAUACUUUGUAAUGUGUAAUUACAGAUGCAGCUGAGUUUUCUGGUGCUACAAGUGUUAAUAACGGUGCAUCCUUGUUCAUAUUCUGCACCUAAAGUGUCCUGAGAAGCAGCAAUUGCAUUAAAGCUGCAGUGUAUAAUUUUUGCACGUCACCAAGUAGUGUUGCAAUGCUGCCUUCCAUAUUGGUGGGCUCAUCCCAGUGCCCUUAUCCCUUCGAAGGGUUUACCCUCCAGAGUCAGUGCUUCGAAAGGAUGAAGGGUGUAGGGGACCAAAA
Molecule: messenger RNA, 2909 nt
Organism: Sinocyclocheilus grahami
Lineage: Eukaryota; Metazoa; Chordata; Actinopteri; Cypriniformes; Cyprinidae
Product: estrogen receptor beta-2-like
Exons: 9
Coding region: 278-1855 (525 amino acids)
Biological process (GO): regulation of DNA-templated transcription
Molecular function (GO): zinc ion binding; DNA-binding transcription factor activity; sequence-specific DNA binding
Source: RefSeq, a predicted model, not a curated record